Messenger RNA from Macrosiphum euphorbiae (potato aphid), 1179 nucleotides. NCBI's taxonomy places the organism in Eukaryota, Metazoa, Arthropoda, Insecta, Hemiptera, Aphididae. The record is from the annotation of a GenBank genome assembly.
AUGGUCAAAAGUAAAUAUGAAGUUUUAUCCACAUUAAUUAAAUCCAAACUAAGUCUUGUUGAUCACUUAACCUCGGAUAUUUGGACUGACACACUAAAUACAACAAGUUUUUUGGGCAUGACUGUGCAUUUCUUAAGUUUAAAUAAAGUUGUUCUUGACAGUGUCACAAUUGGCGUGUUGGAGCUGUCUGUUAGCCAUAAAGCUGAGAAUAUUUCCACUUGGUUCGAAUAUCUUCUUGUUCAGUGGGGUAUUAAAAAAAGCCAGAUUUUCACAGUCGUCACCGAUAAUGGGUCAAAUAUAUUAUCUGCCGUAAACAAAACUUUUACCCCCGAAAAAUAUUUGCCAUGUUUUGCCCACACUCUCAAUUUGGUUUCAGAAAGGGCACUAACAAAUCUUACUGAUGUAAAUAACGUUAUAAACAAAAUUAAAAGUAUCGUAACUUCUUUCAAACAAUCGGUAGCGGCUUCCGACGAACUUAGAAAAUUGUGCGAUUUCAAACUGAAACAAUCUGUACCAACACGUUGGAACUCAAUUUAUUUUAUGAUGGAUAGAUUCAUUUUAUGUUCUAACCACAUAGCUUCAGUACUAAUAAAUAUUCGCCGGGGCCCCGAAAUGUUGACAGCUGAUGAGAUCGAUAUAACUAAGGAAAUGUUGUUAGUGUUAAAGCCGAUGGAGGUGGCAACAAGGGAACUAUGUGGUCAAAAAUAUGUUACUGGCAGCACAGUUAUACCCUUAAUUAACUGCCUUAUUAAAAAAACCGAGAGUAUUGAUCUAACCCAUCCUACAGCUUUGACCUUAAAGAGAGCUAUGUUGGAUAAUUUGAAUUACAGGUUCGGUAGGAUGGAGGAGAGAAGUCUACUUAGCAUUUCCACUAUAUUAGAUCCUAGGUUCAAAACUAUUCAUUUAAAUAAUGCAUUAGCCAGUUCAAGAGCUAUUAAAUUUAUUAAAAAUCAAAUUAAUGAAAUUAAAAGUAAAUGUGAUGAACCUAGCUCCUCAAACCAAGGCUCUAGUGAUGAUGAUGGUGAACGUAGUGAUAGUUGUGGUCAGUUCACAAUGAGCUGGUUACAAAAAAAAAAAGCUGCAUCACAAAGUUCAGAACAGUCUGAAGAGCGAAUUCUACCGAACUUAAACAUGGCAAACUUGGCAUUAUUUAAGCCAACCCACAAUACCAUUAGGUGA